GGUAAGCGAUGGAGGAGGAAGAACACCACAGCGCAUCCGAGGCGGAGGACGAUGGCGGCGAUGGCGGCUUCCCGAUGGCAGGUGUGGCAGAUUUCAUGAAUGUCGACACCAGAUCGGCUUCCCGGAUCAAGCACGACAAGAAGCUCAAGAAGAAGGCCAAGUCCGGGGGUUUCGAGAGUCUCGGCCUCAGCCCCCCCAUCUAUCAGGCAAUCCGGAAGAAAGGCUACUCCGUGCCGACGCCGAUCCAGAGGAAGACGCUGCCGCUGAUCCUGGCCGGGAACGAUGUGGUGGCCAUGGCUCGGACAGGGUCGGGUAAGACUGCCGCAUUUCUCAUUCCAAUGCUGGAGAAGCUUAGAGCUCACAGUCCCAAGCCUGGAGCUCGAGCGCUCAUUCUCUCUCCCACGAGAGAAUUGGCCUUGCAAACAUUUAAGUUUUGCAAGGAACUUGGGCGAAACACUGAUUUGAGGAUCACUGUCCUCGUCGGUGGUGAUAGCAUGGAGACGCAAUUCGAGCAACUUAGCAAGAAUCCGGAUAUCUUGAUCGCUACUCCUGGUCGACUCAUGCACCAUCUCUCGGAAGUGGAGGGUAUGUCACUCAAAAGCGUCGAGUACGUGGUUUUUGACGAGGCCGAUCGACUGUUUGAGAUGGGAUUCGCGGAGCAGCUCAGGCAGAUUCUAACCCAGCUUCACGAGCUCCGACAAACUUUACUUUUCAGCGCUACGUUGCCAAGGCUACUUGCGGAUUUCGCCAAGGCCGGGCUCAAGGAUCCAUUGACGGUGCGUUUGGACACCGAGACGAAGAUCAGCCCCGACUUAAAACUGGCGUUUUUCACCAUGAGGAAGGAAGAAAAGCUCGCGUGCCUCGUCCAUCUUUUGAGGGAGGUGGUUUCUGCGGAACAGCAGACCGUGGUUUUCGUCUCGACGAAACAUCACGUCGAGUUUUUGUUCGAGGUUUUGAAGAGUGAAGGCAUCGAUCUGGCAGUCGUAUACGGGGCAAUGGAUCAGACGGCUCGGAAGAUCAAUGUUGCGAAGUUUAGAGCUCGGAAGACUAUGAUACUCCUCGUGACAGACGUUGCGGCUAGAGGAAUCGAUAUCCCCCUCUUGGACAACGUGGUGAACUUCGACUUUCCUGCAAAGCCCAAGCUUUUUGUUCAUCGGGUUGGCCGUGCUGCUCGAGCGGGAAGAACAGGCACAGCUUAUUCGUUUCUCACAUCGGACGAACUUCCUUAUCUACUCGACCUCCACCUCUUUCUUUCCAAGCCGGUGCGUCCAGCGCCAACAGAGGAAGAUAUCGUCUCAUCUCCGGGUCUGUUAUCAGAAACUGAAGAGGCAGUAUCCAGAGGUGACACUGUCUAUGGGCGAUUUCCACAGUUGGUUUUAGAUACCACUAUGGAGAGAGUACGAGAAAGCAUUGACCAAAGCACAGAUAUCUUGGCAUUGCAGAAAGCAUGCAGCAACGCUUACAGGCUCUAUUCCAAAACCAGGCCUACACCGUCUCCUGAAUCCUGUAAGAGAGUGAAAACUCUAGCCAAAGAAGGCCUUCAUCCGCUCUUCAGGAAGAAAGCCGGCACGGCUGAUGCAGCCGCAGCGUUCGCAGAACGUCUCAAAAACUUCAAACCAAAGCAAACGGUUCUUGAAGCAGAAGGUGAAGCUGCUAAAGCGAAGAAAAGAAAGACUCCCCUCGCAGACUCUGUGGACGUUAUGAAGAGAAAAAGGGAGGUGCACGACAGAUUUGUAAAACCCCGGGAAAAUGCGCAAAAUUCCCUCCGGGAAAGUGUCCAACAGUUAUCAACUAACGAGACCGAUGAGUGCUCGAUGCCACCAAAGAAGAAGAGUAGAAAUGGUGGGGAUGGCCUUAAAAUUAUCUCCAACAAUUUUCGCGAUGAAGAGUUCUACAUCAACUCCAUACCCUCAAACAGGCACUCGGAAUUGGGUCUAGCUGUUGAUGCCUCUGACGGGUUUGGAAAGAACAGACUGGACACCGAAGUACUUGAUCUUGUUCCUGAAGACGACUCCGGAGUACAAAAGCAAAAGGCUACUUAUCACUGGGACAAACGAAGCAAAAAGUACAUCAAGCUCAAUCGUGGAGAGAAGAUAACUGCAUCUGGAAAGAUCAAAACGGAGAGCGGUGCCAAGGUUAAUGCCGGAAACCGCAACCUUUACAAGAAGUGGUCAGAGCGAAGCCACAUGAAAGUUUCUAAGUUUUCAAACGAGAAUGAUGACGACGAAAAAACGGACGGCCGCAAGAGGAAGGGCGGGUUCGACAGAAACAAUGGCAGCGGAAGGAACAAGAGGAUGAAGCAAAUUCCAAACGCAGGCGCUCGCAGGGAGCUCAAAGGCGUUGAAGAGGUGCGAAAGAAAAGGCAAGAGAGCAAGAACAAGUCCACAAAGAAAGGUGGUUUUGCUAACAAUAGAGGCAAAGGCAAAGGUGGCUCUGUUGGAAGAGCCAAAGGCAAAGGUAGCAAAAGGCGUUAGAAACUUAGGCCCAUAUUCCAUUAAAGUUGUUUUGGCCUUUGAGGAAGGAACAUUUUGGAAUGCCUCUCUUACAGCACUUCAAAAUAAUUUUUGUUUUUGUAGUGUGAA
This is a messenger RNA of Selaginella moellendorffii, 2582 nucleotides long. RefSeq names its product putative DEAD-box ATP-dependent RNA helicase 29. Bases 9 to 2474 code for a protein of 821 amino acids. Gene Ontology annotation, cellular component: nucleus. The transcript has 11 exons. Lineage: Eukaryota; Viridiplantae; Streptophyta; Lycopodiopsida; Selaginellales; Selaginellaceae. Gene Ontology annotation, molecular function: RNA binding; RNA helicase activity; ATP binding. The record is from RefSeq and is a predicted model, not a curated record.